UUUUUUGCCAAGCUGUACACAUCGAUUGGAACACCCGAUUGCAAACCAAACUGCUCAUUUUUCGCUGAACCCUGUCACGUGCAAUUCUGUGGUUUAUUCCGUAAUCGAUCAAUGAAAUGCAAUUUCGAGCAUUUUUGAUAAAUAUUUCUCUGUGUUUAUCGAGAAGAAAUUUCCGAUCGAUUAAUAUUGAGAGUGUUUUAUAUGUGUGAACAAAAAUGAAUCAUCUGUCUACAGCUGUUUUCAGUCCAUCUCAUAUUUAAUCCGGGAUGUUGGAGCCAACGGUGCAGGCGUUGACCACUAGAGUGGUUUUAGCAAGCGGAUCACCGAGACGGCAUGAGAUAAUUAAAAAUUUGGGAAUUAACGCUGAGUGCAUUCCUUCAACUUACGAUGAAAAUCUGGAUCGAGCGAGGUAUAAAACUCACGGAGAAUACGUCCAGGACCUGGCUUAUUACAAAGUCCAAGAGGUGUUCCAACGGCUGAAAAAUGAUCAGAAGUCGCCAGAGUUAAUCAUCGGGGCGGACACGAUCGUCACAAUGGGUGAGACGAUCUACGGAAAACCAAAGGAUAAAGCUGAUGCAUUUAGGAUACUGAAUAAUUUAAAAAACAAAGAGCACGAAGUAUUUUCAGGGGUUUGUUUGAAAACCAGAAAUAAAGAAGUUAAAUUCUUCGAGAGCACGAAAGUCACCUUCGGAGACGUCUCCGAGGAGCAGAUCAGGGCCUACAUAGCGACCGGUGAACCAAUGGACAAAGCAGGUGGCUAUGGGAUUCAGGGAAUAGGAGGCUGUCUGAUAAAGAAAAUCAACGGCGAUUAUUACACAUUUUUAGACACGUUAUGUUUUCGUCGGGGCAAAGUGGGUUUAUGGGCAGUGAACUCUAUCCGAAAUGUUUAUGGCUAUCCAGCAAGACUACGUUCAACUCUCGACAUCGUCCGACGAUCGAGUAUUCACAAAAGCGUACAUUCUCGAUGGCGAAAAGCAUCACUCAAAUUUGUUGAUGGGCGAUCCCUUGGGGCUCUGAACACUUAAAAAAACCUCAUCAUUGAUCUACCAACACGCUUUAUUCCAUUACAAUCCAUUCACAAUCACAACAACUCGCAAAAAAGCGAAAGAAAUUGAUAAAAAAUAACAGAAUAUUGAAAUUUGCUACAGUAAAAUCAGCGAAGUGGUAAAAGAAUAAUUCAGGGUGAUUUUUAUUUUUCGUUUUAUCUAUCCUAUUAACCCUUCUACUGCCGGGCGAAACAGUGGUGCCUAUUUCGCAAGUACAGCUGGAGCCGAUAUAACGGCUCCAGGCACUAAAAGGGUUAAGGAGUGGUUAAAAAAAAUCAAGAAAUUUAUCGUUUCUUGUUAUUACCUUCCUUCACCAAGAAAAAACUAAUCGUAAAAUACGAGAUUUUUCAACACGUAAAUUGCGAUUUUGAAAACGUGAAUUACUAUUUGUACGAACGUAAAUUACGAGGAUGACCUCGUGGUUUACGCUGCUUCUUCCGUAAUUUACGAGAUCUCACAAUCAACCAGCUGAUCGAUCAAAGAUUCAGAGAGAAAUUUUUGAAAAAAUGUCUUGAAAAGGUGAGUCCAGAUGAUUCAGAAUCAUUUGAAACGUAACGAGUUCGUACCGCCAGAAAUUUUUUUUUUCGAUUACAUUUACAAUCUUAUCAAACAAGGAUGUUACGUGAUUGAGAUCUCGUAAAUUACGGAAAAAGAACCGUAAAUCACGAGAUUGGACUUCGUAAUUAACGUUUUUCCAAAUCGUGAUUUACGUAUUCAAAAUCGUACUUUACAAGUUUAAAAUCAUAAUUUUCGUGUUUACUGAUAUGGUAUUUUAUGAUUACUUUUGUCUGUGUGGUAAAGUUUCUAAGGACGUACGGAAUCUCCGACAGCCUAGGAAAAUUAUAACGUAAAUAAUUUCUGAAAUUAUCAUUUAGACAUAAGCUUAAAUGAAAUGGCGAUAGUUCCUGACUUUUUUGUAUUGCCGAUAAAUCGACAUUUUGGAGGAAACAUUAGGAUUAUCAAUAUCCGAUUCAACCUUAUGCAUAAGCGAGCACUUUAAAAAUUACCUCAACUACUAUGGUUCUCCUAGGCUUUCUGAUAUUUAUUCCACGAUUUUUUGAUACACUAAACAACCUAUUUUGCAAAAAAUAAUCAAUAUUUUGACUUUUUCAAAAAAUGACGCCUUUGUUUUUUUUUUCAUUUACAAAGUCACCCAAUUUUCAAUUGAUUUUCGGGACUAGGGGGUUCCCAAAAACCUCAGAGAUAUAUAUUUUAACUAGAAAAAAUAGGGAAUAUUUCCAAAGAGCCUUUUUAAUAAAUAUUGAGGAAUAAGUGAAUAGAGUCAGAAAUUGCAGAGGAAAAAAAUUCUUUUCGACAACUAUCCAUUUACUUAAGAGAACUAUUCAUUGUUCACAAAUUAUAUUUCUUAGAGGCAGUCAUUCUCAGAGGAUUAAUUAGAGUUCAAUGAUGACAAUCCUAUUGCUCUUGAGUAUGGCUAGGCUGCCCAGAACUAUAAUGAAAUCCGUUAAUGAUUUUUCACUUCUGUAAAUUUCCAAUUUUGUGGAGGGAAGAAUUUCGAGGAAUUGUUUAAUGCUCAUGAUUAUUGAAAUAGUUCACUCAAGGUUAUUCCUAAUAUGAUUAUGUUCUAGAAAAAUCUAAUUAACCUGAUUAAAACCUAAUGAGUACCGCUAUUGUAACGGAUUCACUGAAGAAGAAUGUUAUUAAAAAAUAAAUCGUUGUCUGAAGUAAAUGAA
Messenger RNA from Diachasmimorpha longicaudata, 2740 nucleotides. RefSeq names its product probable bifunctional dTTP/UTP pyrophosphatase/methyltransferase protein. The record is from RefSeq and is a predicted model, not a curated record. Gene Ontology annotation, molecular function: nucleoside triphosphate diphosphatase activity. Bases 267 to 1025 code for a protein of 252 amino acids. Lineage: Eukaryota; Metazoa; Arthropoda; Insecta; Hymenoptera; Braconidae. The transcript has 5 exons.